AUGGCUACCCAGCGUCACUAUUACCAGCCCGCUGCCUACCCAUACUACCCUGCCCCAUCCAAGGCACCGGCAUCAGCAGCUCUCUAUCCAAUCUCCAGAGUCGCAGGCUCAUUGCCAGACUAUUCCGAUGCAAGCACCACAGCCGGCAGUCGUUCUUCCGGCGGACUUACCUUCAGCUCCGCUGGCGACUACGACUCCAGCUCGGCAUCGUACUCCGGCGUCGAUGUCGUGGAUGUCUUAAACAACCGCAUGCAGGAAGCAUUUGAUCCAACCUCAUUGGACAAAGGUCUAGCACGACAAGCGCAAACAUCGGGCCAACUAAACGCAAAACAGCAAGAACUACUCGAACUCCAAGCCCUAGCCCAACGCCGCCUGAAAGGCGUACGAGCGAAUUUCCAAGAAGGCCUCCGCACAGCCAGAGAAACAAAACGCGACCUCGAAUGGACCCAGAAACGAGUCAGUGUCCUGAAGAAUAAGGCUGAGAAGGCUUAUCCCGAGGAGUAUCGACGGUCUGCGAAGAAGUAUGUUUAUGAUGACUAUUAG
Molecule: messenger RNA, 543 nt
Organism: Penicillium bovifimosum
Lineage: Eukaryota; Fungi; Ascomycota; Eurotiomycetes; Eurotiales; Aspergillaceae
Product: KxDL motif-containing protein
Exons: 3
Coding region: 1-543 (180 amino acids)
Biological process (GO): endosome organization; regulation of protein localization
Cellular component (GO): endosome; BLOC-1 complex
Source: RefSeq, a predicted model, not a curated record